AUGGCUAUUUAUUAGAUUUUCCUCUAUGGCUUAGCCUAAAUUAAAUUUCUAGGCUUGUUAUUUGGACUAAUGCUAAUGCUUAGGAUUAGUGUUAAAGCUUAAGUUUGUAAAAAAUUGCUUUAAUAGCUCCCAACACCUAAAAGUUAUUAAGGGUAUUAGUGUAUAUUAGACUCAGAAAAUAAUAUCAUUGCUGAUUCUGUUAGUAAAAUAUACAUUACUAAUGACCAUUUCGAAUUGGUUGAAACACUAUUUACUUUAGAUGACUGCAACGAAUAAAGUUUGAAAAAUCCUAACCCUGAAAAAUCAUAUAAUGAUGUUAUAUUUGAUUUUAAUGGCAAAUCAGGAUAGAUGUUAGCUUAUGCUUAAAUAAGUUUCGAUAGUAAUUUCUACGUAUAAAAUGGAAACUAUCCUAGCGCAGUAGGUAUAGUAGUCAAACCUAAAAACGGAAAUUCAUACUUAAAUUAAGAAGAUCCAGUUAGUUAAUAAAAUUCUUAAUAGAAAUGCCUGAGCAAUUAUUAUAAGUAUUCUGAAAAUUAACUAAUUUCUUUCUCAACUGAUACUACAUACUUUCACUUUUAAACAUAUAUUCAUCCUGGUAGCCUUCCUGGUAUAGUAUCCAAUAUUUAAGUUAUGAUCUAUUUUAAAUGCCCAAUAGGUUGUUCACAAUGUACUAAUAGCGGAAUUUGUUCAGCUUGUAUAACAAACUAUACUCUAAAAAAUAAUUAUUGUUAUGUUAAUUGUAACUCAAAUUAAUAUGUAGCAAUUGAUAUUAAUUCUACUGAGUAAAAUUGCUAGUUAUGUGACCCAUCAUGUUUAACUUGUUUUGGUACCUCAGUUAAUUGUACUUCUUGCAUAAAUAACUAUUUUAUUAAUAGUAACUAGCAAUGCUAAUAAUGUGACUAAUCUUGUUCGAAUUGUACUGGUGACUCAAAAAGUUGCAUUGUGUGUGCUAACAGCUAUUAUCCACUUAUUACUGGAUAGUAGCAGAGUGUCUACUAAUGCUUUUAAACGUGCCCUAAUAAUUAUUUUUUAAAUAGUAAUUAGUGCUAAUAGUGUGAUUAGUCUUGCUAGACAUGCACUGGUAAUUCAUAAAACUGCACUUAAUGCUCAAAUGGAUAUUUUCCUUUAUAUUCUUCACCAACAGAUUAAACUUUUAGAUGCUAUUAAAUAUGUCCAAAUGGUUAUAACCUUAAAUAAAAUUAGUGCUAAAUAUGCCUUCAGUUAAGUUCUUAGGCUUGUUUAAACUGUGCUGCUACUUGCAGAUCUUGCUAAAAAGAUCAAACAAACAAUUGCUUGGAUUGUUAUUAAACAAUGAACUUAAAUGGGAGCACAUGUGUAUGUAAAAAUAACCAAGAUUAAAGAAAUAACUUUUACUAAUGCAGUUAUAAUAAUUAUGCUGUUGUUUAAGCAACUUUCGAUGGUAGCUCUCCUACUUUGAUACUCGAGUUUGGAUCACCUCUAAUUCUAAUUAACAAUUUAUCAUGCAAUUAAGUAUUUGAUUCAUCUACUUUAAACUUAUUAGGUUCAAAUUCAAUUUGCAAGAUUACCUCAACUUAAAUAAUAGUUACUCUUAGUAAUGAUGCUACAAUUAUGGCAAAUUCAACAAUUAGUUUUAAUACUUAAGCUAAUAUUCUUCAAUUCUAAGGAUAUUAAAAUCCAAUUGAUACUAUUUAUUUAACUUAAGUGGUAUAGCAGCUAGUAGCAUCUCCUUCAGUGAAUGUUUAAUAUAAUAAAAUUGUUAAUUCAUGUGAUGAUAUUUUAUUUGAGAUUUAAACCAUUUAAAAUGAUGCACAAAGAGGUUUCCUUUAGUUUUAGUGGAGUCUUACUCCAUCUUAGAACUUUGAUGAUUUAACUCUGAAAAAUUUAAACUCGUUAAUACAAACAGCUAAUGAUUAACAAAGCUAAACAUUAUUGAUAAGCAAAUAUACAAUACCUCCAGAUACUUCUAUUUCAAUUAACUUAUAAUACAUAUUGAAAGUUUAUUAGACUAACACAUUAACUUUUACAACAUUAAACUAAAAAAGUAAAUAAGUGAUUAUUUAAAGUAUCUAAAAUAAAUACCCUCCUAUAUACAGAUAUAUGGACCUUCAAUUUAUUUUUUCUUUUUUUGUGUAAAUAUGUGAUCAGUCAGGAGCUAGCAUUACUUAAGAACCUUUGAAUAUCCAAGUUAUCUCUAAUAAUAUGCCUUCUCUUAGUUAAACUUAAAAUAAAUUUAUAGGAUAGUAAAUAGAAGUAAAUGUUAAAUCUUAUUCAAUACCUUAAGGCACUAUAUUAGACAUUUAAGUUUAAGCUUUACUAGAUAGCAAUCAAUCUAUUAGCUCAUCUUAAAAUGUUUCAAUAACUCCUGAAUUAUCUAAUUUGUUUAUAGCUAUCACUAGUGGUUUAGAUGGGUUAGUGAAUUAUAAAAAAGAAUAUGUUAUAACAGGAUUAGCUAUAGAUUAUGAAGUUUAAGAUGUCACAUCACCAUAGGGAAUAUAAUUAACAUGGUAAUGCUAAAUUUUAGGAUAAUCUAAUGGAAAUUUAUAGUGUUAUGACUACUUAAAUUAAGUGUAUGUUCCACCAUAAAAUGUAUUAAAUGUCACUAUUGCAGGAGGAACUUUCAAUCCUUACCAAUGCUUGCAAUUUACUCUCACUGGUAAGAAAGAUACUAGAAUUUCUAAACAAACAGCUCUAUUAAUAUUUACAGAGAUAGAUAUUCCUCCCUUAUAUAUUUAGUUUGAUGAUCCAACCUAACUUUAGUAAGUUAAUAUCAAUGACAAUAUAUCUGCAACACUUCUUUAUGGUUCAAAUGUAUCCUCAGAUAUUCUCACAUACGCAGGCGCUGUUUUAUAUAACAAUAACGUUGUAGGAAUUAUAAAGUUCGACUAUUAUAAAGUCAAAUUGAGAAUUUGGGAUUAUUUUUCAAACUUGAAUUAAGAUAAUCUUAUUGUUUAAAUUAGAUUUACUGUUUAUAAUCCUGCUAAUAUAAUGCCAAGUUUAAGUGUUACCAAUUUCAACAUUAAUUUACCACCUUAAAAAUGUUCUUUUUCUGUAAGUCCUUUGAAUGGAAUAGCUCUUCAAACUAAAUUUACAAUUUUAUUCACUGGAUGUACUACAAGUAAUAAUCCUCUCACCUACUAAUUUUUUUAUUAUAACCAAAUCAGUGAUAAAGAAUCAGAGAUUUAAAAACCAUAAAAUAUUUUGAGAAGGUAAAUUUAAGAUUAAAGUAUAUCCCAUUAAAUAACAACUAUACUUCCAUCUGGAAAUUUAUUAAUAAUUGGUUAGGCUAUGGACUCAUAUUUAGCUGUUUUCAAUUCAACAAUAUAGCUAAAUGUUCUUCCUUAUUAAUAAAAUGAAUAAUUAUUGUUGAAUACUAUUGAUUAAUCUAUUAAAAAUAUAAAUACUUUGCCAGUAAAAAAUAGUAUCCUUGAUUUAUGUGUUAUAGCAGAAGAAAUAUCGAAAAGCAACAGUCUUUACACACUUGCAUCUGUAAAUUAAAGAAAGAUAAUAUUAAUAUCAACUAUAUUUAAUUUGUCUAAUUAAUUACCAAGCUCAUCAUUUUUAUCAACAUUCGCUAGCAAAGUUAUAUCAUAGCUCUAAUCAACUUUAAUGAAUUCUGAUGAUUAAUAAAAUUAAAAUGUUUUAAAUCAAAUAGACUCAGUUUUAUAAAAUCAGUAAUAACUUAUUGCUAAUAGUAUAAAUAACAAACUAUUGGCAAAUAAUGAUAUUGUUCUUCAAAAUAUAAUUGAUUCCUAUAAAAUUUUCAAUGCUACAACAAAGAGUGUUGAUACAAUAAAUACUUCUUACAAUAUUUUACAAUCUUAAAUGAAUGUAUCAGAUUAAAUUGGUAAUUUACUUAAUUCUAUAUCUCUUCCUAAUUCAGGACAAUUUUAGCUUUAAGGUAAUCUAAUUUCUUUGAAUUGUGAGAAAAUUACUUCUAAAAACCUUCAAAAAUACUUUUUUGAUGAUAAUUAAUCUCAGUAAAACGAUUAAAGUAUUUACAAUAUAGUUAUGACAAAUUAUUCUUAAAACCCUUAUGUGUAAACAAAUGGUUUUUAGAGCUAUGUGAAUUAGCUUAAAAAUAUCACUCCUGAUAUAUAAAUAUCAAUGAAUCCCGUAAUAAAGCCUUUAAUUCAAAAUAUUAGUAACAAAACAAAUUUAAACUAAAAUAAAACAUUCCAACUUUCUUUUCCUAACAUAUAAAAAUCUAAGUAUAAUCUUAGUUGUAUUCAAUAACAAGAUGCUUAAUCUAGUUGGUCAUCAAAGAAUUGCGAAAUUGUUAAUUCUAAACAGAUUGGAGGAUAUUAUUGCUUUUGCUAAGACUAAAAACCAACAACUAUCGCUGAGGAUUUAUAAAGUGUUUUAAACAAUAAAAAUCUACAAACAGCGUUUGGUUCUUAGGGGUUAUAUAAUAUAACUCAUUUCACAGAUUUUUAUGAAUACGCAAUCUUCUGGAUUUUAAGUUUUCUUACUUUAUUGCAAAUAGGACUGUGUUAUAUUGGUAAAACACUAGAUAAAAAGUAAUUUAAUAUCUAACAUGAAUCUUCAUAGCCACAUAUUAUCUAUCCACUACCCUAGUAGAUAAAAGAAGUUUAAUAAUAAUAAUAAUAAUAAUAAUCAUCAUCAUAAUCAUAAUCAUAAUAAUAAUAAUAAUCUAACUAAUAUUAAUAACAAUAAUCACCUUAAUUAUUUACAUAAUCACCAAUGCUCAAACAAAAUGUAGAAUAAUUGAUUUAAUAAGAUUUAAUUCUAGAUUAAUCAAAAGUGUAAAAUUAAUUAGAUAAAGAUACGAAUUAUAUAAUGAAUUGGAAUAUUCCUUAAGAUUCAAGAAAUAUAUUUUAUUCAAUAAAGCAAGCAUAAUAAUAAGCAGAACUAAAUAAAUAAAAUUCAGAAAAAAUAAAUUAUGAUAAAAUUAAUCAAAAUGUUUUUGAGAACAAUAGUAAUUAAAAGUUGUAGUAAAAUGAUUCUGAAAAUAAAUUAGAAACUUAAAAUAAUAAUUAAAAUCAAGAAAAUUUAAAUCAAAAUUAAUAUGAAGACUAAAUCAUAAAAGAAGAUAAAAUUAUUAAAGAAGAAGAUAAUAUAACCUUAAAAAUUAGAGAAAUAUAUUAAAAGCUACUCAAAGUAUCUUUUAUUAAAAGAAUCUUAGUUUUUCAUUAUUUCUUUAGCAUUUUCUUCAUACACGAUGAAUAACUCCCUAGGACUUUGAGAUUUACAAUUUUUUAUUUGAGAAUAGUGCAUUCCCUAAGCAUAUCAACAAUAUUUGAUUAGUAAUAUGAUGAAGUAUAGAUGAUCAUAGUUUCUAUUAUAAAUACUUUAAUUAUAGUCAUUAGUAUAAUAUUAAUUUAAACUUUGUAUAAGCUAAGAAAAGUAGGAAGAGUAAUUUCAUCAUUUAUUAUGUUAUCUUUACUUGCUCUUUACUACUACAUUUUAUUAGCAGUUAUUAGUGGUUAAUCCGAAGAAAACUCUAACAAAAAAAUAUCCUCAUUCUUUAUCAUGUUUGGAUUUGAUUUUUUUGUUAUUUCUGCUUUUAUUUCUUUUAUAAACAUUUUAGUGUUAACUUUAGUUGCUAAAUAAGUUCAAAACAAAUUAAUCUUAAAAAUUUAUUAUUUUUUAAAGAUUUAAGAUACAAUUUAAAGGUUAAUUUUAUGA
This is a messenger RNA of Tetrahymena thermophila SB210, 5628 nucleotides long. Its product is annotated as REJ domain protein. The record is from RefSeq and is a predicted model, not a curated record. The transcript is spliced from 6 exons. NCBI's taxonomy places the organism in Eukaryota, Ciliophora, Oligohymenophorea, Hymenostomatida, Tetrahymenidae.